This is a messenger RNA of Gongylonema pulchrum, 279 nucleotides long. The record is from the annotation of a GenBank genome assembly. Lineage: Eukaryota; Metazoa; Nematoda; Chromadorea; Rhabditida; Gongylonematidae.
AUGACAAUAUUGCAAUACAUGUGCUAUCUGGGUUGGAUGAAAGUUGCUGCUUCAUUGAUGAAUCCAUAUGGAGAUGAUGAGGACGAUUUUGAAUGCAACUACCUCAUUGAUAAGAACACUGCAACAGCCAUGUUCAUCGUUGACUCGGCGCACAAUGAUAUUCCGGAUCUAGAAAAAGAUAUGUUCUGGUCGAAAAGUGAAGUGGAAUUGUUCUAUCCGAUAGGUUCGAAAGAUAGCGUACGUAAUCCACACAUCGGAACAGCUGUACAGGCAAGGUGA